This is a messenger RNA of Pseudopodoces humilis (Tibetan ground-tit), 1024 nucleotides long. RefSeq names its product heat shock protein family B (small) member 2 (gene HSPB2). Gene Ontology annotation, biological process: protein refolding; response to heat; negative regulation of apoptotic process. Gene Ontology annotation, molecular function: structural constituent of eye lens. Lineage: Eukaryota; Metazoa; Chordata; Aves; Passeriformes; Paridae. Gene Ontology annotation, cellular component: cytoplasm; nucleus. The record is from RefSeq and is a predicted model, not a curated record.
AAGGAAGGAAAGAAGGAAGGAGGGAAGGUGCCCGUCCUGGACACGCCAUGGCUGCCCGCACCGUGCCCCACGCCUACCCCAUGAGCUCCGAGUACGAGUUCGCCAACCCCAGCAAGAUCUACGACCAGAACUUUGGAGAAGGUGUGUCCCCAUCGGAGAUUUUGGCCCCUGCCCUGUACCAUGGCUACUACAUCCGGCCCCGUAUCAACAAGCAGCUGGAGAGGGGCACCUCGGAGAUCUGCCUGAACGAGCACAAGUUCCAGGUGUUCCUGGAUGUCUGCCAGUUCCUGCCCGACGAGCUCAGCGUCCGCACCGUGGACAACCUGCUGGAGGUGGUGGGGCAGCACCCGCAGAAGGCUGACCGCCACGGCUUCAUCUCCAGGGAGUUCACCAGGACCUACAUCCUGCCCCUGGACGUGGAUCCCUUGCUGGUCAGGGCCACCCUGUCCCACGAUGGCAUCCUGAGCAUUGUGGCUCCCCGGACAGGCAAGGAGGUGAAGGCCAGAGUCAACGAGGUGAAGAUAACCCAGCAGGAGCAGCCAGUGGAAAAAGAGGAGCAGGCUGAGGAAGGAAAAGCAAAGGAAAAAUCCUAAAGGCUGCAGAUCUGCGAAGCUGUGGGGGACAGGGAUGGGGAAUGCGAAAUGCCAGACCCCUGUUCCUCACCCUCAGUGUUCAGCAGUGCCCUGAGGCAGCCACACUUCUGCUUCUUGAGGCUGAUGGCUGGGAAAAAACAGGACUUGGAACUGGAAAAAAGAGUGGGACUGAAGUGUGAGUGUGAGUGACUGUAGUGCAAGUUUUCUCCUAGGUCAGGUCACCAUGCAGGGAGCUCUGCUCUCACCCCAGGGUCAUUCCUACCCUUAACUGUGAGGCUGUGUCUCAAGGGACUGUGCUCUAGCCCAGAAGGGCACUGGGAAGAGAAAAAAGGGGAUCCCAGUGCCUGGCUUCUUAGCUGGUGGCUGAGUUUCGUGGCUGUGGAAGGUGCGUGUUGGUCUGUGAAAGUGCCUGCAGAAAUCAGGAGGAGAGA